AGGAAGGGGAGGAGGCGGGGCCUGGCCGUUCCGCCGCAGAGCAAAGGGGCAAAUCUGGAAGAGCGAGGCGGACGGUGGCCGCGCGAGGACACACCGCGCAGGAAGCGUUGCCGCGAGGUUUUCCUCCCUUUUAGUAUGCAUCAUGUCCAGAAUGGGAGCCUUACGUGUGGGACUUGGUGUGGUCUUGGGAGCAGCUGCAGGAAUAGGUCUAUUCUACUACUUCUACAAACAAAAGAGAAAAAAACCCUGGCAUAAAGGAGAACCCAGACCUCAAGAUUUACAGAGUCAGAACAAUGCACUAGACCCUCAGGAACAUAUAGAAAUUAUGCAGCCUCAUAAUCAGGUUCCGUUGAUGAGAACAGGACCAGUAGAGGGUGGUGAUAAUAUACUAUAUACAUCUCUUCUAACACGUGAAGAACAAGCUGAAGUGCUGAACCGUUUGGACUUUCUGCUUAGAAGCCUUAUAGAUUUGCGAAAUGAAGUGGAAGAGCUACGGAAUAGCCUGCAGGGUUUAGCAGGAGAGAUUAUUGGAGAAGUCAGGUCCCAUCUAGAAGACAGCCAAAAGGUUAUUCGGCGAAGACGUUUUCCAUAUCCCAGAGAAAGAAGUGAUUCUACAGGAUCUAGCUCUAUAUAUUUCACAACGAGCUCAGGAACAGUCAAUACAGAUGAUGGGGAAAGUGAAGGAGGGUACACCACAGCUAACGCAGAGUCUGAUUAUGAUCGGGAGUCAGAGAAAGAGAGUGAGGAAGGAGAUGAUGAAAUCAGUUGUGAAACAGUGAGGAUGGCAAAAAGGGAUUCCCUGGACCUUGUCAAUGAGGAUGAUACCACCUUGACCAUGGACUCUGCUGCACAAGAGGAACUUGGUCAGUUACUACAACAAGCAGAUCACUUGCACCAGGGGAAUGACCAGGAGAAGAGAGAAGGAUUCCAACUGCUGCUUAACAAUAAACUAGUGUAUGGAGACAAGCAAGAUUUUGUUUGGCGUCUGGCCCGAGCAUAUAGUGAUAUGUGUGAAAUCACAGAAGAUGCAGAUGAGAAGAAAUCCUAUGCAUCUGAUGGCAAAGAAGAGGCGGAAACAGCUCUGCAGAUGGGAGAUCAAAGUGCUGAGUGUCACCAGUGGUAUGCUGUUCUGUGUGGUCAGUUCUCAGAGCAUGAAAGUAUACAAAAACGCAUUCAAGCAGGGCAUGAUUUCAAGAAACAUGUGGACAAAGCAAUCGCUCUGAAACCAAAUGACCCCAAAUCUUACUAUCUUCUCGGUCGAUGGUGUUACCAGGUCUCUCACCUGGGAUGGCUGGAAAGGAAAACUGCUUCUGCUUUGUAUGAAGAGCCCCCUACAGCCACUGUCCAAGAUGCACUGCAGAACUUCUUAAAGGCUGAAGAGCUGAACUCAGGUUUUUCAAAGAUGGGAAGAGUAUACAUUACCAAGUGCUACAAGGAGAUGGGGGAUAAUUCUGCCGCUGCUCAUUGGCUGAGUUUGGCUUCAGAGCUGCCAGUUAUUACCAAAGAGGAUGCAGAAGGCAACAGAGAAAUAGAAGAGAUGCAAAUAGUUUCAGAAGACUAAGCAAGUUUAAAGUUCCCAUCCAUGCAACAGUUAUGUAUGAGCAAGGCAAAAGAUUUCACAAUCAUGAUUAGCCUCACUGGACCUCUUAAACAAGCCUAAGAAAACAAAAAUGAAAACCAAACUGCUGUUUUAGCAGUUUUUUUCUGAAAGAUUUCAGCUGGCAAUACUAUCACAAUUGAAGAAAAGUAGUUCAGCUCUCCUCCCUCGCUAAAUUAGAUAGUCUGGUUAAGUCCCAAGUUGAUGGGCAUUUCUUCAUACUUACUUUGAAGUCUUGAUGUUCACCAGCCAUUUUAAUCAUUUCAAGAUGUAUUAAUUUCACCCUUCCUGUAAUGAUGUUGAAUCAAUAUGCCAUUUCAUAUGUUGAUUCUCUUUCAUAAAGUGUAAGUAACCUGGUGCUCCAGGGGACCAAGGACGCAGCCAAAUUAAAACUUCACUGUUAGACUGGAAUGAAAAACCCCUGUUCACCUCAGCCUGGUUCAUUGGAGAACAGGAUUCAAGUAUCCAUUUGAAUCCCAUUGGCUGAUGGUUCCACCUCUCUCCCAGCCAAGACUGUCUCCUGGGAGAGAGGAAACCAGUGGGUAGCCAUGAGGAGGCCACCGCUACACGCUUCCACUAAAUGGCUACGUGGUAAGUUGCACAACCAUGUUAUUCUUAGAAAAUAAGGGCCAUAUUUAAUCUAAAUCCUUUUGCCAUACUAGGCACUAAUAUGGAAGAAUUAUGCAGAGGCUAGGUGCAUAUUAAUCCUUGUAUAUUUCCUCUAUGGGGCAAAUAACAGCUUAUUUAGGAGAGGGUAUUGUUAAGACGACAAUGUGGGGAGGGGAGGGGAAGGCUUAUUCCUCUUCAUCUAGACAUCAUAGCCCCAGUUCAGAUUUCUCCUGUCACUGCUUUAAUUUAGAAGAAAGACCCACCACCACAAGACAUCUUGCAGGUAGAGCCCCCAUCCUGAAUCCAGUGGGAAUUUGGAAGUCACAGUAACAAGUUGUGUUCUAUAGAUCCAGUGGUUUUAUUCUAAUUGAGACUCAAAACAAGGUCCUAAAUUCAAUUCUGUCUAACUGAAUACACAAGUUAAAUUGAGAGAUGAUUUCCCCCCACUAAAUUGAUUCUCCCCACUCUUUGUUUAAAUACUACAUUUAAACUGUUAGCUGCUGUAUGUACACAACCAUGUGUAUAAUGGCUUGGAUAUUUGUGGUCAAUUUAUGGGUUAAAGUGGAGAAACUUUACAUGUUAGAUAACCAUUCACUGACUAUUUUUCUUUAAAGACAGUGGAGCACUGUUGCUUUGAAUUUUGCUUGUGGUUAACAUCCAAGUGUAAAUUAAUAGCAUGACAUUAAGAAUGCAGUUCCAAUAAGCUAUUACUAAAAACUAAAUAUAAAAACUAAAGCUCCAAUUGACCCCAUAGAAAUUUAUCUUAAAAUAUUUGGAUCUAAAGCACAAACAUAACUAACUCCUUUGGGACUUUAUUGCUUCUUGACCAUGCUGUGAAGGUAUUCAGCAUGAGCAGAAGAGCCAAAAUCAAGGAGCAUUUGUCACAAAAACAUCAACAGUAAUGUUUGGGGACAAAAUCACCUGUUUUCAGUUUCUAAACAUAUUUUGAAAGGAAAAGUAACACCACCAGAAGAGACAACUAAAAUCAAUUGAAGUUUAAGAGAUUUUUAAAAAGAAGAACUUCUUGUCUCUGCUGGGUUUGGCUUUAUAAAGCAACAUGUGUUGUUCUUGUUUUUUAAAAAAGUUGUCACUGAAAUGCAUUCCUUCUCUUCAAUCUGGUACAGAAUCCAGUUUGACAUUAUAUUAACUGCCCUGGCUCAGUGCUGUGGAAUUCUGGGAACUGUAGUUUUGUGAGACAUUAAGCUGCCUCUAUUAGAGAGCUCAGAAUUCCAGAACUUUGGGCCACAGCAGUUAAAGUGGUGUGAAACUGGGUUACUUCUUCUGUGUGGAUGCAGCCAUUGUAGCUGAGGUAUUAUAAUAAACUUUAAUAUACACUUAUAAAAUAAGAUUAGAAAAAACUUAAGUUAUAAGAAGUUUAUGAUCCAUUCUUUUAAAUACAACAUUAUACUAGGAUUGCUUUUUCUAACAUUCCAAUAAUCAUUAUGGAGCAGGGAACAAUAAUUUUCAUCCAGAUAUUUUCUUCUUUCACAUUUCUGUCCAAAAUAUUUGAAAUAUUUCACUUUGGCCUGAAUAUAUUUCCGAGCAAACAAACCAAAAAAACACGUUUUUAAAAGUUUAGAGUUCACCAUUAUACCUUUAAUUGCACUAGUGUUAAAGCACCAAAAUCAGAACUUUGAAUAGAUGGCAAUACUUUCUUCUUAUAUGACACGAUCCUGCUUUAUCCAAAAGCAACAGCAAGUACAUUUCUAUACCGCUUACCAAUGUACUAAGCAGUUUACAAAGUGUAAGCUAAUUGUUCCCAACAAGCUGGGUACUCAUUUUAGCGACCUUGGAAGAAUGCCAGGCUGAGUCUACCAUUGCUCCUGGCUGGUAUUGAACUCACAACCUUGUGGUUUGUGAGUGAGUGGCUGCAGUACGGAAAGCGGAACGAAAGCAAAGUGGGCAAAGUGCACACAAUACACUGUCAAGCUGUGCCACUGAUUGAUUUUUUUUUGUUGCUUCCUCACCAUACAUACACAUUGUUAUGAUCUCCAAGUACCUCCCAUAUCUGCCGAGAUGCCAUUCUAUUGCAUAGCUGCCCCUUUGAUAGGUCACACAGUCACACAUGUGAUGCUCUGCUGUCCAGGACAUUAAUACAUCACUGUGUGAUUGAUACAUUGACAAAGUACAAUCCUGUUGGUUCCCCAUACACACUCCCUUCAACCCCCUUCACCCAUACCCCCCUGUUUUUGUAUGUUGUAUGUUGUAAUUAAAUCCAUUGGAGUUGUUGCACUUUAAUUUUUUUGCACUCAGAUCAGGGCAUUUAUAUGCAGGUGCAUAGAUGCACAUUUUUGGGGCUAAGCUGGCGUAUCCACGCUUCUUUUUGCUCUGGUUUUUAGCCCCAGAGCUGGCUUCAUUUUCCACCUGCUUUGGAGGCAUGCAUCAUAUGAAUGCCAUGCCUUCAAAGCAGCUGGAAGAUGUUUUAUUUUGCCCAUCUCUUUCACCCCUCAGUUCAUUAUGUAGCCAGAAGAAUUGACCAAAAAGUGUGUGUUCUAAAAGUUCCCUCCCUUAAUACAACUUGAAGUGAGCAUUACCUCCUAUUUAAAGGUUUAUAUAAACUUACUAUUGCUUAUUAAUCCUUAAGUCCUUUAAUAAGUCCUCCCAGCCCUGAUGGACCAUGAUCCAAAAUAGGUCUGUCUGCCAGUGCAACUGUCAGUGGAAUUGGAUGAUCUUCCAUACUCCUUGAAGACCAUCCACCAAAACAAAACCCAAAAUGUUCUGGAGGACUGUGAAACAGCACAUAGUUGUUGCUGGACAGUUGCAAGGGCUGCAGAGGGUAAAGGAGGAAUGUCUUGUACUUUCACUGCAUUAUGAGUGCAGCAUUGAAUUUAAGCCUUAAAAUCACAAACCACAAGCUUAAUUCCUCACAUAAAGCCUACUGCACAGCCUACAUACUUGCUUCAACAAUACUGAUGCAAGAGGAGGUUCAUGCUGGAUCAUGUCCUACUGUCCAUAGUCUAUGUGUCAUAUUAUAGCAAGGUUUGUAGCAUUUUCAGUUUGAAGUCUUGGAAAAUCAAAUUGUGGCACCUUUCAGGUAGAAAUAAACUGUUAUUGCUGCCCUUGUUUAACCCUAGUAUUUAGUAUUUAGCAGAAUAUACCAGUUUUUACCCAAAAUAAUUCAUAACCAGAUCCAAGGUCCUAUUUAUGAAGUUAAAAAAACAAUAACUGACUAGCUUAACAAUAGCUUUCUAUCUGUAAAUCUUAAAUAAUUUUAAAAUACAUAAUUUUAAAAAUAGAGAAUAUAAUCUUGCCAGUUUCACCAUUUGCAGUUUAUUUUCUCUUUUGUAAGGUGUGUGAGACAGAAAAAACGGGAGGGGGAUGCUGAACAUUUCAUUUAGAUGUCCCUUUUCUGUUCUAAAACAAAAUGUACAUGUGGAUAUUUGAUACUUGGAUUGGAUGAGCAUUUGACUGUUCCAGGUGUGAAGAUGCAUUUAUGCACACACAGGUCUAUGAUUUUUGUCAAUUUUAGCCUUGGGGUUUUUAUAAGUAUGCCUUGCAAAGGACCCUGUUAUUCUGACUCAGUGGUUCCCACCCCCCACCCCACCCAAAUAAAUAUCUGCUGGAGAUCUUUACAAAUCAUUUUUAAAAACAUUUCAGCUCUAGAUUCACUGUCAAAAUCAGUACUGUACUGUUAUAAUCACAGCACCAACUGCUGAGAAAGCCCCUUUUGAUUGGCUCAUGUUUAAAGAAUAAACCUAAUAUGGCACCGGCACAGCUUCAUGUAAAAUUCACAGGUCUCAUGUCAGGGCUUGUAAACCUGUUUGAUAAUCCAGCCCUUGUCAAAAGAACUGCAAACCUCAGGUUGAUUUUAUAAAAAAUUAAGUCAAUUACAAAUAUUCUCCAUUAUUCCACAGCCUUCCCAUGGACCACCUGAAUUAAGUUCAUGGACAGUGCUUGGGAAAAUGAUAUUUUUACUGCAGCUCUUAGAACAAUCUAGUCAGUAGCUAUGCUGAUGCAGAGUCUGGAAGUUUUAAUCUGAAGAUGUAAUUUUUUCAGGAUCUCAUGGACCUCAGCAGUAUACAGAUAUCAGUUUGAGAACCACUGAACUAACUCCAUGUAUGCAUAUAUCUGAAAGCUAAAAACAUGUUCAAUCACUGCACUAUCUGGACCAAAUUUUGACUUUUCAUGGUAGGCAGCAUCAUUUGUUAGCAAACCUCUCUUUCCUCCAGUGAUCAAGAAAACUGACAGGCUGCUCCCUCUUUGAGAUCAGUUUUGGCUCAAGGGAACAGAAAUUUAAUUUUACCAAAGUUCAGUGUCUUUAUGUGAUAUGCAAAGAGAGCUGACUAACUUAAUAGGUGUUGACCAAACUGUUUUCUGUAGGUGUUAGUUUAAAAAAACAAAAGCUUUAAAAGCAUUUAAAAGAAAUUGAUAAUUUGUAACUAAGGCUGAAAUCCUAUCCCCACUUAUCUGUGGGGAAGUCUUAUUGAACUGACUUAUUUUCUGAAUAGAUAUAGAUUGUGCUGCAGAUACACUUUUUUCUGCCAUAUCUUAACAUUCCAUGUGAAUUCUUAUUGAUGAGAACGUAGAAUGGCACAGUAUUUUCGGUCAGUCAUUUAGAGACCAGUUGUUCAAAGUUUGUUCCCCAUGUGUGAUAUUCUGAAACUCUAUUGAGAAAUCUUUUUUAAAAAACCAACUGUGGACCUAUUUCUAAUUGUGUAGUGUGGGUAGAUGUUUGAAUCAAGCAUUGUUAAUCUAAUCAUGGUUUAGCAAAUAAAGCUAGCUAACAUGGCACUGAGGAUAUAAAACUGAGAUAAUUCAAUAACUUAACAUAAAUGUUAAGGGCGAGGAUGGGCAGCUAAUGAUCCCCUGGCUCUAUUAUAUUUAGUUAUUUUUUGAGAAAUUACAACAUUCCUACUUUCACCCCACCACCACCAUCUAUGAGUGAAUGGCUAUAAGGGUGCUACAUGGGGCUUUCUGAGGUGGAAGAAAAAGCCUUGGGAUGGUUGGCAAGCUGUUCAUUGCUUGUCCUGAAUUUAGAGAACCAAAGAGAAGUUUUCCUUGGAAAUAACCCUGCUUUGUUCUGAAGGAUUCUUAUCCAAAAUAAUGUUAUAAUUAAUGCCACAGCAUACUGGGCUGAAAACUCAAAAUAUUCUGAAAUUGGUUUAAAUGACUAAAGUGAUAUAAGCUUGAAUAAAGUAGAUAGUAAACCAUUAAGAAAGUAGUCUUGGAGCAAGACAUUUUUGGGAAGAGGUUGAUUGGAGCCUCAGGUGAAAAUAAGGUGAGUGAGUAUGUAUGUAGUUUGGUUGUACAAGUUUUGCUGACUAACUGUGAAUUAAGGUAAAAAAAGAUUUUAUGAAUGCACUGAAGCCCUCUGAGGGUAGACUACUAGGCACUGAAAGUCAUAUGGGUGAGUGGUAGUUGGGAAAAGGCAUAUCAUGUUAUUAAUGUGGAAAUACUGAUUUUCAAUAUCUGAUAUGGGGAACAAAAGAUUAUUCUAUUUCCCUAAAAAUGCUUUGAUUGUGUAUUUUGGUUGUUUUUAAAACCAAACUAAUAUAAGAAUUGUAAUACUGCGUAAGUGUUCACAACUUGAUUUAUUUGAAAUAAAAGUGAAAACACUGUCCAAUGUAAGAGUUAAACAUUAAAAGACCUUACAUUCUUUGGCUAUGA
Sceloporus undulatus (fence lizard) is the source of this 7813-nucleotide messenger RNA. It is a transcript of the gene RMDN3, whose product is annotated as regulator of microtubule dynamics 3. The transcript is spliced from 13 exons. NCBI's taxonomy places the organism in Eukaryota, Metazoa, Chordata, Lepidosauria, Squamata, Phrynosomatidae. Bases 143 to 1561 code for a protein of 472 amino acids. The record is from RefSeq and is a predicted model, not a curated record. Gene Ontology annotation, molecular function: microtubule binding. Gene Ontology annotation, cellular component: mitotic spindle pole; spindle microtubule; cytoplasm.